Molecule: messenger RNA, 1269 nt
Organism: Xenia sp. Carnegie-2017
Lineage: Eukaryota; Metazoa; Cnidaria; Anthozoa; Malacalcyonacea; Xeniidae
Exons: 1
Coding region: 313-1194 (293 amino acids)
Source: RefSeq, a predicted model, not a curated record
GCCUGUUUUUCCUUCAAUUGCUCGUCACUCAGCUUAUUUAGCCAACGCUGGUUGAUAAAUUGAGGCGAGCUUCUCGUUGACGAUUGGUGAAAUCUACGCUCGAACUGAUCUUGAUACCGCGCGCCCUAUCUUACAUGACUUCCUUGUGACGUAGAACAGUGACGAAAGAGAAUAAACAAUAUACCUUAUAUAAUUGUUGCUGAAACGGAAAUCCGCAACAUUUAAACUUUGGCUUCUUCAACAAUUAUUUCAUAACGUUUAAGGACAUCAACACAUGAAAGCAUAGUUUUCUUCUUCUAAACUUAGAGAAAAAUGAGAUUGAUUGUAAUUGUUUCAUCAGCCAUCAUCUUACUGGGAUUAUUUUGUACCAGUUUUAGUCUCUCUGUGACUAACUAUGGUGGAAAGCAAAUCAGCAUGUUAAGACAAGGAGAGAAGUAUGCAACGAACAGAAAAUGUUAUGCUUGGGAAGAUGUUCAACCAAAAUAUCAUGGAAUGACACACGUAAGAGGUUUGAACCAUAAGCAAGGUCCAUUUAUAUUUUAUGUUGAUGUUCCUGUGAUUGUUUACCUUGCUGUUGACUCCCGUUACUCCUACAUUCAUGGCAAGGCAUAUGAGAAUACCCACGAAAAAAUAAUGUUAGGUGGUUGUCAUACACGAACACCGUUCAUCAUUUACAAAAGAAAACAAAUUCUUGGUCCUGGCAAAGUUACAAUAAAUUUCACGACUUCGCGAAUGACAGGUGUUUUUAUUCGUGAUGCUCGACUAGUUCAACCAGCAGCUGAACUUAAAAUUGUCCUUCUCACUUCAUCAUAUGCUGAACUAAGCAUGAUUUAUGAUGGAGAAAAAUUCAGCACGAAUCGGGAUUGUUAUAAAAUGACUGAUAUUCCUCCGCGAUUUUACGGACUAACACAUGUUCGUCUUUUAAACGACGAACGUUCGUUUUCCUUUUUGAUUAAUGUACCAGCGAUAGUAUACAUAGCAAUCGACUCUCGUUACCAGAAUAUACUUCCAGGAAAAUUUAAAAAAACUGGUGAGAAAAUUGUCCAUGCAGGCUGCCAUCCACCUGUAGAUUUUCCAGUUUAUUCCAAGAAGUUUAAUCCCGAUAAAAUUUCGGUCAAUUUGAAUGAGUCCCGAAUGCUUGCUGUUUUUGUGGAGCCGCUUGUUGACAAUACAUUUAAAUCUGGUGUUUAUUAAAAGUCGAAAGCUCUUGAUGGAUUGUAUUUUUACUUUCUUCAUUCAAUGAAUAAUGAAAUAAACUUUCAUUUCAUA